AAAGACAUGGGACGGGAAUGUAAACAACUAGGUGUCAGGCUGGGUCUCAGUUGGAACAGGAUCCAACAAAUAUGGAGUGACAACAGACAAUUGUUCGACUCCAUAAUGGAUAUGCUUACAGAAUGGAGGAAACAACAGAACUACGAGACAAAUCAAGUUGAGAUAAUGUGCAGAGCUUUGAAGGAGCAAGGACUCACAGAGCUUGCUAACAAAAUUUUUGGCUCUCAAAUGUCAGAGGUUAAAGAGUCCAAUGUAAAUGCAGGUGAAGAUACCAGUGGCAGAUUACCCACAACACACCAUGAACACGAUGCAUCCCUUGACGACAAAGACCUGCUGUUCAUCUGUGAAGGUCUGCCCUCUGAUUGGAGGAGAUUAGGAGUGCGACUUGGACUUGAAUGGAACAAAAUUAAUGUCAUAGCAGACAACAACACACAGAAAGAUGGCGUCAUGGAAACCCUGGUGACUUGGAGAGAUGGUCAAUCAACAAACCAAAUAUCAAUCAUGCUCAACGCAUUGAGAGAACAGGGACUUGUUCAACUUGCGGAACGAUUGUGUAAAAGGCGUGGCUACAAAGACGACCAUGACGCUGCUGCAAAUCAACCUCAAGUUUCAACAGAACAUAGACUAGUAGGAGCAUCCCUUGAUGACCAAGACCUGCUGUUCAUCUGUGAAGAUCUGGGCUCUGAUUGGAGGAGGCUAGGAGUGCGACUUGGACUUGAAUGGAACAAGAUUAAUGUCAUAGCAGACAACAACACACUGAAAGAUGGCAUCAUGGAAAGUCUGGUGACUUGGAGAGAAGGUCAAUCAACAAACCAAAUGCCAAUCAUGCUCAGCGCAUUGAGAGAACAGGGACUUGUACAAGUUGCGGAACGAUUGUGUAAAAGGCGUGGCUACAAAGACGACCAUGACGCUGCUGCAAAUCAACCUCAAGUUUCAACAGAACAUAGACUAGUACGAGGUAGGUGAAUGUCAAUUUGAUACAAAAUAUUAAACAUUAUUUUAUUAUUAUUUACAUAACACAACUGCAAAUUUCCUGAAGAAUGGUGGAUGAAUUUCCCGGAGCAAAAUUUCACUAAUGUUCGGUUCAAGAUCUUGUCGUCUAUUGAUGAAAUCGUGUGAUCAACAGCUAAAAGUACCCCACCAUCCUGACGAUUAAUUCUGUCCCUACAGUUUAUGGUGUAAC
This is a messenger RNA of Anneissia japonica, 1183 nucleotides long. RefSeq lists its product as uncharacterized. The transcript has 3 exons. Gene Ontology annotation, molecular function: protein binding. Gene Ontology annotation, biological process: signal transduction. The coding region runs from base 7 to 966 and encodes 319 amino acids. The record is from RefSeq and is a predicted model, not a curated record. Lineage: Eukaryota; Metazoa; Echinodermata; Crinoidea; Comatulida; Comatulidae.